AUGACGGGUGUGUUUGGUGCUGAUGCAGGUGAAGUGAAGUCAGUGUCAGUGAUGGAGGGACAUUCUGUCACUCUACACAUGAAUGAUACUAAAAUACAGAGCGAUACACUGAUAAUGUGGACGUUUGGACCUCGAGAGACUCUUAUAGCUAGAAUCCAUAGAAAAGCCAAUGAGAUCUCAAUAUAUGAUGAUGUUCAUGAUGGGAUGUUCAGAGACAGACUGAAGCUGAGCAAACUGUCUGGAUCUCUCACCAUCACUAACAUCAUGACUGAACUCUCUGGACUUUAUAAACUCACCAUCAUCAGCACAGCAGAGACCUCGUACACAUUCAGUCUUAAUGUUCACGCUCAUCUGCCUGUUCCCUUCAUCUCCAGAGUCUCUUCUCAAUGUUCUUCAUCAUCAACUUGUGUUGUGUUGUGUUCAGUGAUGAAUGUGUCACAUGUGAGUGUCUCCUGGUACAAAGGAAAGAGUUUAUUGUCCAGCAUCAGUGUGUCUGAUCUCAACAUCAGACUCUCUCUACCUCUGGAGGUGGAACAUCAGGACACAAACACAUACAGAUGUGUGGUCAACAAUACCGUCACAAACCACACACAACAUCUCAACAUCACUCAAGUCUGUCACAAGUGUUCAGUACGAGGUCUACACCCAGGUUAUAUAGCACUGAUGUGUGUUGUAGUCUUGGGCAUCACAGCUGCUGUCGUGAAGUGUAUGUUGUGCUCCAAGGAAUUGGUGUACAAUAAUAACACUUCAUCUAUGUUGAGGCAUUAUCGUGCCUUGCAUGAGAACAAGGAGAGAAAUGGAGGUGGGCCCAUCCAAGCUACCAGAAAACAAGAGCUGGAUGAGGCCCUGGUCACAAUGAUUGUGAAGGACACACAGCCAUUUAGUGUUGUGGAGGAUGUUGGAUUUAGGGACUAUGUUCACAAACUAGACCCAACCUAUGUUCUUCCCACAAGGCAGGCUGUAAAGGCCAUGGUGGAGGCAAAAUAUGCCUAA
This is a messenger RNA of Triplophysa rosa, 993 nucleotides long. RefSeq lists its product as uncharacterized. The transcript has 8 exons. The record is from RefSeq and is a predicted model, not a curated record. Gene Ontology annotation, molecular function: DNA binding. Lineage: Eukaryota; Metazoa; Chordata; Actinopteri; Cypriniformes; Nemacheilidae. The coding region runs from base 1 to 993 and encodes 330 amino acids.